Messenger RNA from Drosophila mojavensis, 1428 nucleotides. RefSeq lists its product as uncharacterized. The record is from RefSeq and is a predicted model, not a curated record. Gene Ontology annotation, cellular component: cytoplasm. Gene Ontology annotation, molecular function: 3'-5'-DNA exonuclease activity; nucleic acid binding. Bases 191 to 1300 code for a protein of 369 amino acids. Lineage: Eukaryota; Metazoa; Arthropoda; Insecta; Diptera; Drosophilidae. Gene Ontology annotation, biological process: DNA catabolic process. The transcript has 2 exons.
UAUUUCACAGUGCUUAUAUUUUGUUCGUGGGUGGAUGGUCGCUCUUAAUUUAUAUUUGCAAUUGUUUAAAAUAUUUGUAAAUGUACAACGUUUUUAAAAAUUGCAAUCAUAAAGCCACGGUAUAACUAAAGUGAAUUUAAUAUUAAAUUUAACUACGUGAAAAUGUUAAAACAAAUUUGGGAAUUUCCCAAUGCUUCGCAAUAAUCUGUUGUUCCAAUUUUUUCUAAGGGUCCUUCAUUUACCCACGAUUUCAAUGGCGCCAAAUAUUCCUGGGGACAACCAUUAUGAGUCGAGGGAGCCAAUCUCGACAUUCGCAGUGUUGGACUUGGAAACGUCGAAUUUGCCUGAACAUAGGAAUAAUCGUGUUAGCAUCACGGAAUUGUGCAUCUACGCCUUUGAUGCUGCUAUUUUAUUGAAUAAUACGCGCUCAAGAGACUCCAACCCAGCAGAUGAACCGGUACACAAUGAACUACCCUCGGCACCAAGAGUGAUGCACAAGUUAAAUCUACUAUUCCAACCGUCAAUGCUUGUGCUUCCGGAAGCUGAAAUUAUUACAGGCUUAAGCAACUACCUUUUGGAGCGGGAGUCAAAGCUAAAUGAGAAUGCAGGUGAACUGAUUAAGAGGUUCGUGGAGCAUCUGCCCCCUCCCGUAUGUCUAGUUGCGCAUAAUGGCUGGCCAUUUGAUUUCCCCAUUAUUAAGCAGGCGCUUGGGAAGGUGAAUAUCAGUUUGCCAGCCUCAACACUUUGCGUUGAUUCACUGAGCGCUUUCAUGGCCAUUGACGAUAAGCGAAAUGAUAAGCCAGUUGCUGUUAAGGAGAGUACUUUGCCAAUUGAAACCAGAAGCGAGCUCGUUGACGCUGCUGACAACUCAACUGAGCGAGCUGUUACCCCAAAGGAAAUCAACUGGCAGGCACUAAACGAAAGCACGCCCAAGCGCCAAAUUCUGAACCGUCAAGACGCAGCACUUAAACGCCAGCGCAUGGACGCCGAUGGCACGGAAUUGCCAGCCAUCAAGCGGUCAUCCAACGAUAUAAAAGCACGACGUCAACUUUUUACUGGACUCAACAGUUCCAGCACAAAACGUUAUCCACCCCGCGGUGUCUAUCGUUUAUCAAGUUUGUAUAGCCGUAUAUUCGAGCGACCGGCUGUCAAUGCCCAUGAAGCGGAGGCGGAUGUCAGCAUGCUCACUAAGCUCAUUCAACACUACGGCGUAGAUUUUCUUGCUUUUGCCGAGGAGCAAUCCAUUCCAUUCGCAGAUGUUGUGCCACUUAGUGGCAAGGCCCCAAAUUCCACUAAAUAAUGAAUUUUAAAUUUUACAACGUAAUACGUAUGCAUGCACGAUGAUCUUAAUUAACUUAAGGAAAAAUUGUCUGAUUGUUCAAUUUUAAUUGUUCUAUUUUAAAAUGCAAUAUAUUUUUAUAUUCCAAA